Symbiodinium pilosum is the source of this 2943-nucleotide messenger RNA. NCBI's taxonomy places the organism in Eukaryota, Dinophyceae, Suessiales, Symbiodiniaceae. The record is from the annotation of a GenBank genome assembly.
AUGACGAGUCAUGGCGGGGAAGAAGUUCCGAUUCUUGCAGACUCUGAGCUUGAUGAAGCUGAGUCGGAGGAAGCGCUACCAGAGGAGGAAGAGCAAGAAGUUCAAGAGUUCCGGAAGUGGCUCCGGCAGCGUGCGCCGGGACGGCCAAACCAUCGAGGCUCCCCUCGGAGAUCGCCCAAGCGACGAGGUCGUGAUCACGAAGACCCGGAUGACGACGACACUGGCCGGACCAACGCUGGACCGCCACCGGAAUGGGAUGGUGUGCAAUGCGCCUUUGAGGAUUACCUGAUACGAGCUCGUAUCUGGUUGGCGACGACCAGGGCCAAGCCGCGAACUCGUGGACCCCUGCUCCUGAAGGCCCUGAAAGAAACUCCAUUCCAGGACUUCAAGCACCUUGCUAAGGAUCCUCAGUGGCUCCAGGACUCGAACAAUGCGGAGACUCUCUUGGCGAAGAUGAACAGGCCAGAAUACUAUGGUGACGACCAAGAGGAGCACCUCCUGGCGGCCUUGUCUCGGAUCACGUACCACUUGAAGCGGCAGAAGAACGAGACGGCACGUCAAUUUCUGGCAAAGUGGGAGUCGGCCGAACGUAAGGUCCGGGAACACAAUGUGGAGCUGCCGGCCAUCUAUCGUGGUUUUCUUCUUAUCAAUGCAUUGGCCUUGUCUGACAGCGAGAUCAAGACUCUCUUGACUUUUACCCAAGGUUCCAUUGAGCCGUCGGCCAUUCGUACUUGGCUACGCAAGCACGAGACCAAGCUGCAAGCCUCUCACCUUGGCACGUCAUCGGCAGCGACUAGCGCUGUGCACCACCUCGACGGCAACGAGCCUCAGGACUCCGAGGACCCGGAGAUCGCCGAGAUGGAGGCCCUCUUGACGGACCUCACCGAGAUCCCCGCGAACCCCGAGGAGGACGAGCUUGGCACGUUCGACGAGGAUGAGGCGGCCGAGAUCUUGGCCGUCAUGCUCAAGGAGAAGAAGAAGACCUACGUCCAGUCGGCCCAGAUCAAGAAGGAUCGCGAGUUGGGCCGAGGAUACCGGCAAGGCGGCAAAGGCAACGGCAAGGAUGGACCCCUGCGCUCUGGGACUUACAAGCUCAGCAUCACAGAGCUCAAACAGCGGACCAGAUGCCGUCGCUGCGGGCGCCUUGGGCAUUGGCAGAAGGAAUGUCCGAUGCCAGCCGGAACCACCAAGGAGCAGCAGACCCGCUUCCUGGAGAUCGAGUUCGACGAGGCCGAGGACGCGAUGUUCUGCCACUACCUGGACAUGGGACGUGACGAAGAUCGGCGUAAGACCAAUCGUAGGAGCAAUGAGCCAGAUGGCUACGUAGGAGACAGUUUUGAAGAUGUUUCAGUGCCAGCUCGAGUGUACAUGGAUGUGCCGUGUUGGGAGGUCAUGUAUGGUGCCUGUAGCUCUGUGAGGGAUGAUGCUUGUGCCACCAUCGACACUGGAUGUCAGCGGACCGCAAUCGGCCUCGACACUCUUAAACGCAUGAAACCGUUUUGGCCCGCCGACUUGACAUGGUUCCGACAAACCGAAACCAACCGUUUUCGAUCGGUAAACGGCGUGUCCCAAACGGACUUCAACGCAGUGAUUCCUUGUGGCCUUGGCAAGAAAGGUUGUUACAUGAAGCCGGCUGUGUUCAGUGAAGAGCAAAGUAGGAAGGCGCCGUUUCUCAUCUCACUUCAGUUUCUGCUGCGCUGUGAAGCUGUGAUUUCCCUGGCACGCAAUCGUCUGGAGCUGCAUCUGACUAAGUGUGGUACCGUAGUUCCUUUGCGCAUAGGACCCUCAGGAGCCCUCAGGAUCCCCAUGAACUUGUUCAAUCAGGACAUGUUCAAAUCCCUGAAAAAAGCCGAAUCAAAGAUUGAGGACCACCGCAAACCGGACUUCGAAAUUCUCAAUUUGGCCCAGGAUUGCAGCCCUGGUGACUUCGUGAGCCCCAUCUCCUGUGACUCCCAUCGUCACGGCCAUGGACGGCGCCAACAACAGCGGCCGCGACCCUCGAACGUCAACCAGGACCGCAUCUACCAGAUGUGGCGCUCUAUGAUGGUGCGCCUCCUCUGUCUACUCCGACCUGUGACCAACCUCGUGAUCACGAUGGUCAAGGGUUCCUCGAAGACCAUGGCGACCGGGGACGCGCUGGGCGCCCAGACCGACGAGCUCCAGCACUACGAGUUUGCCGAGGCCCGGCGGACCACCACCUCCGACAGCGGCAGGAACACGCAUAUCGACGGCACCUCCUUUCUCUGUGGAACCGGCGACACCGAGCCCCACACCAUCAUGUCGGUCCGCGACAACGACGAGGUUCCGGACUCUGAGAGCGAGCAGAGCUAUUCGAUGGUCUCCGAGAUCCACCAGGACGAUGUGAACGCCCCCGCGGACAUGAACGAGCCGGAGGACGCCUUCCCGAACGAGCUUGCGAACCAGAAGAGGACACCCGUCACGGAUGCCCAGGUGCAGAGGGCCGUAUGGGCAGCGUCGGGCUACUGGCUCCUUCGCGAGAGCCCAACCUGUCAUUGCAAUCGACGAUGCAUCAUGGAGCUGUCCCUCACGGCCACGAACCCGAACCGCGUCUUCUUUCGAUGCGACCGCCGGCUUCGGGGAGGAAAUCCAUGCAGCUUCUUUCAGUGGGCCCAGACUCAACCAUUGACAAGUCCAGAAUGGAACGAGAAGCGCACGAUGGCCGCCCAAACGCUGCCACCGGACCCCAGCUCUCGGCAGCUCCUCACAGCUUUGGUGCAGGACCAUUGCCCUCAUCACACGAGGACCGGAACCGGUUCCAACGGCUAUGUGGUCAAGCAGAGCUGCUGUCACUGCCAUCUUCUUCUGGUGAGUCGAUCCAGGACCCGGGCGGAGAUGGGAGUCAAGGCCAAGCGCAACGAGGAGCGGGCCAAGACGAGGGCCAGCCAGGGGCGAACAAGCUCACCAACCUCAACCACCAGCUGA